GAAAACAAGGAAAACAAGCUGCAAGGUUGGUCCGGAGUCGGGUAUCGGGUUGUUACUGCUGUUUUAGCGUGUGAUGAAUCACUGCUGAUGUCAUCAGCACUUCGUAUAAUAUAGGCGGCCGGUUUUUUACAGUUUUAAAGUGUUUCUAUCCCUAUAGUGCGUAAAUUUUUGUGAUUUUUACUGACUUAAUAUUUCAUAAUCGAAUAAAAUGGAUAACGAUAGUUUUUUUACACAGCCGAUCAAAGCCGAUUCACAUGAUAACAACCACUCCCAUCAGCAUAAAGCAGAAAAGGCGAAGAAUGACUUAUUAGAUUCGCCUGACGACUUCGAGCAUUUGGUCAGUGACAGUUCUUCUCGCGAAGAGGCUGAUAAGUCGGAUGUCAAUGAUAUUUUGGGAGAUUUUACUUCAGCGGCACGUGACUUUGCGGCGGAGAUCAAUAAAGAAGCGGACAAGGUCGUCGAAGACAUAUUCGACCCUCUAAAAAGAACUGCACCCUCUGACGUACCAGUUGCUGAGUUGAAUUUACUUGAAAUGGGCGAUACCGUUCCAGAUAAACGCGUCGAACAUAAACUUGAUACUUUUUUGAGCGAAUUUAAGACCGAUUCCGGUUUCCAAAAGACCGAUCAUCACAAUACUAUCGAAGGUGAUAAAAACCCGGGUCUCUUUGAAGAGAUAAAAGCGUCCACGCAAAAUUUCAUGGAUUUCGAACGUGAAAAUAUGCCCCAGGAUUUUGCAUACAGUACAAGAGGAAUCUCAGUAACAGGCGACAAACUAGACGAUUUUGGAGUAAAGUCAGUUCUGACAGAUCCGAUCAUUAGUCAUAAGAUUAAGGAUAAAGAGGGUGAAAGUGAAUUGCACAAAGAUUUAUCAGGUUCUUUUAGUCCUUCUAAAGUUGCGCCACAUUUAGAUGAGCCAUUAAAACCGUCUGCCCCUGCAAGUUUUGAAGAAAAUGAAAAGAGCAAGACAGUUACCCAAGAAAAGGAAAAGAGCAAAAUAAUUAUUGAAGAAAAACCUAAACUGAUUGAAACUGAAGUAGAAAAAAGCAUUAGGGAACUGAAAAAAUCGGUGGAAGAUGUGAAAGUUAUCGACCAGAAAAAAAGUGAACUGACCAAAAAAACCAACGAAAAACAAGAAGAAAAAACCAAAGAAACGAAACCAGUUUCAGAAAAGCAACGACUUGAAAAACAGCUUGACAACAAAACCAAAUUGGAAGCAGAAGCUUUGUUCUGCAACUUAGGACUAGAUGCAUGGUUUCGUCCAAAUCAACUUAAUCCUAGAGUGGAGAGUCUGAUUUAUUGGAGAGACCCUAAGAAGUCUGGUCCCGUUUUUGCAGGCGUCUUAAUCGUUUUAUUAGCCCUCACCUACUUCUCUCUUAUCAGCGUUGUUGCUUAUCUAUCAUUAUUGAUAUUAACCGGGACGAUUUCAUUCCGAAUAUACAAAAACAUUGUACAGGCCGUUCAAAAAACUGGCGAUGGACAUCCAUUCAAAGAAAUAUUGGAGGCUGAAGUUGGACUUCCACAAGACAAAACGAAGGAAGUCUCCGAGGUAAUCGUGGCGAAUUUGAAUGGGGUCUUGCACGAGUUGCGUAGGCUGUUUCUUGUUGAAGAUCUGGUCGAUUCCAUAAAGUUUGCCGUCUUUUUAUGGUGUAUGACUUAUCUAGGAGCAUGGUUUAAUGGCAUGACCCUGGUCAUUAUUUCUUGGGUCGCACUUUUCACGCUUCCGAAAGUUUAUGAAAUGAACAAAACCCAAAUCGACAACAAUCUCCAGCUUGUCAAGUCGAAAUUGGCCGAAUUUACAUCCAAAGUGAAGGCUGCAAUUCCAAUUGGCAAGAAGGAAGAGAAGAAGGAUCAGUAAAUUAGUCGCUGUAAUUUUAUAAAUUCAUUUCGCAUAUAAAUAUAAUGCAUGUAUGUACGUAUCACACACACAUAUAAUUCAAAAUUUUGACGAAUAUUAUCGAGAGAAUGCGCGUGAAAUGUUGCACUUUUUUUUUCCAAAUGCAACAAAGGCAGGAGGCUACUAUUGAUUGAAUGGCUACCACUGUAUUAAGAAGUUUUUUAUUACUAAUAAAUUAUUCGAAGAUUUUAUUAAAUUUAAAGUAAUCUUUCCUUUGUUCGUUCGUUGUGCUCGACUGUCGUCUUGUGGCUAUAAAAUUGCUAUCAUUCGUAUUUGUCCUUCACCCAUGUCUUGAUACAAAUAUAAUUUAUACAGUAACUGAA
Molecule: messenger RNA, 2217 nt
Organism: Agrilus planipennis (emerald ash borer)
Lineage: Eukaryota; Metazoa; Arthropoda; Insecta; Coleoptera; Buprestidae
Gene: Rtnl1
Product: reticulon-1-A
Exons: 6
Coding region: 209-1855 (548 amino acids)
Source: RefSeq, a predicted model, not a curated record